CGGGUACAUGAGCGGCGCCGCUCCCCGUGUGGCCGCACACAGUACUACACUGACUACAGCAGACACCACGCUGUAUUUUCGCGGCAAAAUAAGGCGUGUUGUCACCGCCCCCAGCCGCAUCCUGGGCUCUGAUUGGCUGUCAAGGGCCAACUUGACCGGGGCGGAGGUAGAGAGAACAUGGAGAAUGGGAUUGAGUCUGGGCUGUGAAUGAAUGACGCCGCCGUGUUCCCCGUUAUACAGCAGGCAGGUCCCGUAGACAUACACAGCGCAGUCUGUUCUCAACCCGGGGUCUCCGUGUGGUGAGAAGCCGGGAUAGGAGGUUCACAUCACAGAAAAUAAUCAUUCAACCUUGUAUUCUGGCAUUUCACCAUAAAAUGUAAUUCAUCUUGAUUUGUUUCAUAUAAUAUUUCAAAGCAAUGGAUAAAUUUGUCAUAAAAAAGAAUCAAGUGAAAAGCAAAAGGAGCCAUAUAGAAGAAUGUGCAGGACACUCAGACGUUGGCGUUCCUGAAGAAAGUCUGACGGUGAAGAAGAGUAGGUGUGAUGUAGCUGCUCCGUUACUGGAACAGAGUUAUGUGUGGAGGAGAAUCCGGGCAGAUAACCUGAGCUGUGAUUACACUUCUCUAUUCAACAAGACUGAAGCAAAUGAGAUCCUACAGCAGCUGGAGAGGGAAAUUGUGUAUUUUUCAGGGGACAUGAGUAAAGUUCAAGUAUUCGGAAAAUGGCAUAAUGUUCCCAGAAAGCAGGUGACUUUCGGAGAUGCAGGAUUAACUUAUACGUUUUCUGGCAUUACCUUGUCUCCCAAGCCAUGGAUUCCAGUCCUGGACCUUAUAAGGGAGAGAGUAAAAUCGGCUACAGGACACCUUUUCAACUUUGUUCUUAUUAACAGGUAUAAAGAUGGGAAUGAUCACAUUGGUGAGCACAGAGAUGAUGAGAAGGAGCUUAUCCCACAAAGUCCUAUUGCGUCUGUGUCUUUUGGAGCUAGUAGGGAUUUUGUCUUCCGGCACAGAGACUCCCGGUGUGCAAGUUCUGUACGUCGCAUAGAACCUGUGAAAGUGGAACUGGCCCAUGGCAGCUUGCUUAUGAUGAAUUUCCCAACCAAUGUUUAUUGGUAUCACAGCCUCCCAGUGAGGAGAAAAGUGAUUGCCCCCAGGGUUAAUUUAACUUUCCGCAAAAUUGUUCCGCAAAGCCUGAAAUAAAGUGGAUCAUUUACACCAGUUCAUAUAUAAAUCUCAAUUUUGCAAUGAGCAAUUGUCAAGCAGCUUUAUUCCUAAUAAUGAUCAGCAUAAUACUAGUUAUCAACAUAUUAUACCAUUAUAUGGCUCUGAUCACACCAUCCUGUGGCCACUUAUCUCUGCAGUGCGCUUGCUGGGAGCCGUAAUAACUGGAUCCUAGAAAUUACAGCUCCCAUGCACAGUGUUAUUGCCCUGAACUAAUACGGCAGUCAGAGCCACUCUCUAACUUAAAGAAACAAUGGUUAUGAUGCCAUGCAUAGAGGACGGUGUGUCAUGGUGCUACUCCCAUGCACUAUAAUAGCCAUAAGCCAGUUGUCACAAAAUCCAUUUUACAGGCAAACAAAAGGUGGCUAAUGGCAGGGUUUGUACUGCCCUGGUGUAAUAUAUUAAAGUAGAGGAUGUUCCUUCCUACUAACCUGUUUGCAAGCAAUUGUUGAGAUUGUACAUUGGAAAUAGAUUGUUGGAAAGUGUUAUAUUUAAAAUAAAUGAUUAGU
Molecule: messenger RNA, 1726 nt
Organism: Pseudophryne corroboree (corroboree frog)
Lineage: Eukaryota; Metazoa; Chordata; Amphibia; Anura; Myobatrachidae
Gene: ALKBH2
Product: alkB homolog 2, alpha-ketoglutarate dependent dioxygenase
Exons: 4
Coding region: 417-1196 (259 amino acids)
Biological process (GO): DNA alkylation repair; DNA repair
Molecular function (GO): cytosine C-5 DNA demethylase activity; ferrous iron binding
Source: RefSeq, a predicted model, not a curated record